CACUGCUCUCCAAAACUGUCUAUUCUGCUUUUCAAAUGAGUUCUUCUUGUCGGCGAAAAAUUUGCACGAUGAAUACCUAUUCAAUCGUCCAACUGCGAUUUCCCAUUUUUCUGCAGACAUCUAUCGAUUUGUGUCAGCCUUUACUCAUCAAGUCUGAUGUUAAAAGUAAUGUAUUUAGCAUCAAUGGAUAGAGAAUGUUGUGCUCUACACUUCCACAACAUUUUCCAGGCUCCUAGUGCUGUCUCUCAGGAGAAAAAGGCUUGAAGCUGACACUUGUCGAUAUUUUUGGGUGCACUUUGGAAAACCAUCUUUUCAAAAGCCAGGCUUGCUCUAUGAAAGAUUUUAUUCUCAUGCUGUCGGAUGUAGAAUUUAAUUCUGAACUGAGUAGUAUAACUGUUACAUUGAACCGUGAAAACAUUUUGAUUGUUUCUAACUAUAAAAGAACAGCGGCAUAGGUCUGUCAGAAAACGGUCUUUUUUCGGUGUUUUUACAUGUUUUACUUCAAAAGUUUUUGUCCCAAAUAUUUCUUCUGAAAUAUGUAUCCAAAGAUGUAGAAUUUUUUGGAGAAUUUUGAAGCAUACUUGAAAUUUUAGCGGAAACUUUAUUAAAAAUUUCUCAUCAUUUUUUGGGUUUUUUGACCGUCGUAGUUCGACGAUUGAGUAGGUAUUCAUCUUUCAAAUUUUUCGCCGACGAGAAAAUCUUAUUUGAAAAACAGAAUGGACAGUUUUGUAGAGCAAUGAAUUCUCUAUCAAGUCAGGUCCAAACUGGAUUUUAAAACCAUUUCAAAGUACCUCAAAGACAGCAAACAAAAGUGCCCCGUUUAAUCUGGCCCACCCGUUAUUGUGGAGUCACUUCAGUGUUCUUUUGUAGUGUAAUUUGAAAAAAUUCUUUAGAUUCUCUAUAAGAAAAAAACCGCUUUCGUGAUCAUAAGACCUAAUUGAUGCGAUACACAUUCGCAUGGGUCACAUAUGCAGAGAUUUUUAUAAAAUAGGAAACAUAUUCGGUAAAAUCCCGUCGUAUAUUAAUCGAAAAACCUUUUUAACUGUAUAUAUUCUUCUAGAAAUUCAGAAAUAUUUUUAUCAUAAAACAGCACAUUGAUAAUCGAAGAAAACAUAUCUAACUGUUUCUCUAUAAACUGUUUCUUUGCAGACAAUCGUAUUCCUUCAAGUUGGCUUGAAACUAAUGAUUAGGCUUGUAGUAUGUUUCACUAUGAACGAAUUUAUUCUAUACUAUUUCAACUAAGUGUUGCCAGUGAUAGAUUGUAUUCUUUAGAAAAAAAAAAGUGUAAGUGUCCUAUUAGACAUUUGUACCAAGAUGUUAGGGUAUGUUGACUGUAUUGUUCAAAGAACACUUUUAUUGCCAACGAUCGUCUUCUUUUUUCUUUUCAUAGGGUAUUAUCCAUUUCUUUUGCAUUCUAUGCGUGUGUGAUAGGUGAAGUCUACUUGUUUACUAACGAUGUACGGAGUAAAAAUGAAUUGAAAGUAAGGAUUUUUCGUGAGACGAUCAAUAUAAUAUGACUUUUUGAGGGACUUAAUAGAAGACAUUAGUUGUAACUUAUGAACGAUAAGACAAAAUAGAAGAUUUCGAGUCUCCUAAUGUAUCGAGGGCUUUAUUUGAAGAUGAUAUCUACUCUGCAAAAUGACUGAGUUGUGACCGAGCGUUACUUUGCGUUGAGAAGACAAAAAUCGGAAAAAUGAACCGUUUUUCUUGCGAUUAACUUUAGAAAAUUUUUUACUAUACUUCAAAAGUUUGUAUAAAAUUUAUCGUUGUGUUAAGCAUUAUUUCCUGUCUGUUCCAAUAUAUAUUCCAUAAAAAAUUUUGUGGCCUUUUUGGAACAGAGAUCUGAGAAGCAGUUAAAAUAAUUAUCAUUUAUAUUUUUUUACUGAACAUGUAAACAAUUCGUUUUUUUACUUGUUGUGAAUUUACUGGAGUACGUCUAGAGUUGACCAUCAAACCACUAGCACUAAACUGACGUUCGACAUUAGCUGUAGUUACUGGAAUUGAAUCAAGUAAUCAAACAAGUUUUGAUAAAACAGUAUGGAUAAAUCAUCAAAUCUCAUAUUGUCUUGCUGUUGAAAAUCUUGCCACGUUCCACAGCAUAGCGAUAUAACUUGGCGAUUUCCGAAUCUCAGGUCUGGAAAACGUUUCAUUUCAGUCUUUGUAAUAUUUCAAUAGUCAAAAGUCAUAGAAAAAUUCGAAAUAGUAUAUUUUGAGAAAUCACAAAAUUCUGAUUGUAAUACAUUACUUCUUACUGUUUUGCAAUACAAUUAAAUGUGCGAAAAUUAGUCAAACAUUUUGUCUGACAAUGUUCAACCCACCCCUUAAUUAACGUUGUUUAUUUUCUAGCGUUGUUAUGUAUGUCAUGAUCCAUUUGAAAACUUUUUUGAUGAUAAUCGUGAAGAAUGGUGUUUAAAAGAUGCUAUGCGAGUAGAUGGAAAAACUUAUCAUCCAAUCUGUUAUCAAGAUGUUCAAUAUCAGGAAACACAUGAAAAACCAUCCGUAUCAUCUAAUAAUGAUCAUUUUGCAUUACAUGAAACUAUUACAGAUGAAACAAGUAAUCAUUCAAUAGAUUCUCAAAAUUUUGAUCAUGCAAUGGCUACUGUUAAUAUCAAAUCAGAAAAUGACGAUAGAGUUGAAAAAGAUUUAUUAUUAUCAUCAUCAUCUGAAGAAGAAGAUUCAACGAAACCAAAUUAUCUUUCAUCAAUGUCAUUUGUUAAUCUUGUCGAAACAAUAUUUGUUAAAAAAGAAGAUCUUAAACCAAUUGAAAAUAUUGAACCUGUUACAAUAGUUGUUAAAGAAGAAUCAUUAGAUACAGCAACAAUAUCUGAAGAAAUUCCAUUUCUAUCAAUUAAACCUGAAAAUGAAUGUGAAUUUUUAAUUAAUAAAAAUUCAGGUGGGAUUGGAACGAUUUCGGAUUAA
Rotaria sp. Silwood2 is the source of this 2919-nucleotide messenger RNA. The record is from the annotation of a GenBank genome assembly. Lineage: Eukaryota; Metazoa; Rotifera; Eurotatoria; Philodinida; Philodinidae.